AUGGCGACGACACGAAGCGCGGCGGCUCAUUCGCGUGUCGUCCAACUGAUUCGUGUGCGCAAAGAGGUCGAGGAUCUGACGAAAAAUCGGCGAGUCUACAUCAAAGAUUUCGCCAAGGCGCUGGAGACGCGCGACGUCUUCAUGUUCAAGAUUCACGGCGACGGCGACGUGUACAAAGGCGCGAUCAUCUCGAUCACCAUCGACAUCAGCCUCGAAUAUCCGUUCAAGGUGCCGGUGGUGACGUUCGACGAUCACAUGUACCAUCCGAACGUGGACGCGCCGACCGGCGAACUCUGCUCGCCGCUUCUGAUGCAGGAGAACUGGAAGCCGGAGACGACGAUGGAGGACAUUCUCAUCAACACGCUGUGCAUUCUCAACGAGCCCGACUUGUCGCGUCCGGUGAAUUUCGACGCCGCCCAUGAUUAUAUGACGAAUCGUGCGCAAUACGUGAGAAAGUGUAAAGAAUGUAUUAAGAAGUUCCGAUGA
Molecule: messenger RNA, 486 nt
Organism: Caenorhabditis bovis
Lineage: Eukaryota; Metazoa; Nematoda; Chromadorea; Rhabditida; Rhabditidae
Source: the annotation of a GenBank genome assembly